AUUAAGACAAGAUAUAAUUAAUAAAAACGACCAAUUAAAAGAUUGCUACGCCCCCUAUUUGUUACGAAAUAAAUUAAUAGAUGAUUUUGAAAUAAAUGCUUUUAUGGACAAAUGUCUUCAACCACCUAAAUGUCGUUAUAAUGGAGCAUCUAAUGUUAGAAAUUUUUCUACAUUAAAACGUGAAUAAUGUUAAAUCCCCAAUCAUCUAGAACCAAUGUACCAGCAAGGAAAGAAGACUUAAAUAUAAAACAUCCGCAUGAAAAGGAAGGGGGGUCAACAAAAGCAAACACAAUUUUAGAUCACCAGAUGAAUGUAUCCAUUACUAAUGACCCUGUUGUGCAUUCGUUGCUUAGUGAAUUAAAUAACAGUUCAAAUGAUUCUUCGCUACAAGUUAACCCUGGAAGUGAAUCUAGUGAAAAUACUAUAGCUGAAGAAAAAGAUUCAGAAGCAGUUAGCCUUGAGAAUGAUCAACAUUGUCCCCAUUAUAUAAGUGGGAGUGCUCUUGGUGCACAAGAGUUAAGGAGCACAACUUCUGCAGGUCAAGAUAGUGAUAUCAGAUCCCUCGAUAGCAAAAUUCCUGGCGCUGGGAAUCUUGAUGAAAAGUUUCAGACGAUUUUGGUAGUAGUCCUCUUUACAGCACACUUACUGAUGAUAGAGCUGGUGGGGGAAAUUAUUUCAGUCAGGCUUUCGUUGAAGCAUCUGUUAAUGAACCACUUAUUGGUAAAUCUACAGGCGAUAACUCGAAAUAAAAUAUAA
Plasmodium cynomolgi strain B is the source of this 756-nucleotide messenger RNA. RefSeq names its product CYIR protein. The annotation marks the transcript as partial. The transcript has 4 exons. The record is from RefSeq and is a predicted model, not a curated record. Lineage: Eukaryota; Apicomplexa; Aconoidasida; Haemosporida; Plasmodiidae.